Molecule: messenger RNA, 2442 nt
Organism: Oncorhynchus gorbuscha (pink salmon)
Lineage: Eukaryota; Metazoa; Chordata; Actinopteri; Salmoniformes; Salmonidae
Gene: lg05h5orf34
Product: linkage group 05 C5orf34 homolog
Exons: 11
Coding region: 94-1695 (533 amino acids)
Source: RefSeq, a predicted model, not a curated record
CUUUCAUGUAGCGCAAAUUUUGUUGUUGACAACAACGCUGCUAUUGUGAUUUGGUUUACUAUCUAGCUAGCUGGAAUAUAUAAAAUAACAUUUAUGAUGACCAGCAGUAAAACUAAUAUCUGUUUGAUGAUCAUGUACAAGGAUGAGUCGGUGGACGUCCGUUACGUAGAUGAUUCCCGUUUGCACUUGUCGCCCUGUGGCUCGGAGUUCAUGUUGGAGAAAGCCCCUACACGAUCUGCACAUCCUCUUCAGUCUAAUGAGAAGGUUCGACAGAGGACCAGGUUCGCAACCAGCAGCUACAAGGACCUGAUGCUUGGUGCUUUGGAGUUCAGGAACGAGUAUGCAACACGACCUUACCUGCCUGAAGAACUCAUCUCGGACGACCACAGACAGCAGGUCUUCAGCAUUGACCCUGAGGUGGAGUGGCCUGCAUGUUAUUCCUGUACUGCCGAGGUGGGAUUGAAACGAGAGAUCGUCGUCAGUUCAGUGGAGCGGAGUGCCAGUCUGCUGCUUUCUUCCUCUGGAGAGGAGUUCUCUGUAAACUUCACCUGCAGACUUAGUCACAACCAACUCCACAGGCCUCGGAGCCGAGACCCAGAUAGGUCUGUCACUGAACACAUACAGCAAGACAACCAAACCUGUAGGCCAAAGACUCCAUCUCAACAGAGUGGCGCCUGUGCUGAGCAACAGCAAGGAGAGGUAUACCUGUCCACCAGAGUGGUACAGCACCACUCUGUCUCCUGUGUUCCUCUGGUGUGGCGUUACCCUCUGUCUCUGGCCCUUCACCUCUGGCGCGCCCAGUCCCAGCCCUCUGGAGAGAGGAACAGGGGGGAGACAGAAGAAGAGACAGCCAGGGGGAGAGACCAGACUGAGAGAGCAGUGACAAUGACAAGCACAUCUAGAGGAGAGAGGAGGUCUCACCUGCCCCAAGCCCUGCCUCUCAGAUGCCCUUCCCCUCAUCAGCACAGGUGGAAGUCCAUGUACUCUCUGGUCCAAGAUGAACAGGAGGCAGACCAAGACCUCCCUACAGAGUUGGUUAAAGUGGUGUGGUGCCAAGGGGUGCUGUACAGGAUAGUGGAUGGAGCCAUCCCAGUUGUGGAGGUUUCACCAGGGGAUGGUUCAGUCAUCAGGUCUAACGGAGUGCUGGCCAGCUACUUCACCCACCACAGAGCUGGCCCUGGCCCUGGGGAGGUAAAGGAUGUGACGUACCACCUAAGCAGCCUCCCCCCUGACACACCUGGGCAGGUCUACUCUGUGUGCUCUAUGGUGACUCGAGCCAGCAGGAUCCUGAACUGCUACAACCAGGUUAAACACUCUCUAAAGCUCCCUGCUACACAGAGCUGCUACAACCAGGAGACCAGUUCAGAGCCCUUUAUACAGGAAGUACACAUUUCUGAGUCUGGUUACAUUAAUACCACAGAAACAAGACAAAGCAGGCCUAACUGUGUUGCUGAAGAGCUGGAGAAGAUCAAACGCUUCAACUUUCUGUUGGAUAACAGUCAUCUUCCUAAAGCCCAGAGGGUUUCUACAGUGGUGGGCUGUGGUUCUAAAGAGCACGUGGCCCACUGUGAGCCAGUCAAUGAGAGCAUUGCGGAGGCCCUCCAGAGAACCUCCAAAACCAUCCAGGAUAUCGACAACCUCCUACUUUCUAGAGACACCGUCAUGCAGGGCAGCGGAUCAUACAGUCCUGUGUGAUGUCGGGUUUGCUGUCAGAAAAUACUUAUUGCAAAUGAGGAACAUGUGAAGCAGAAUUAUUCAUUGGUUUCAGUAUCACUAAGUAAGCAUUGUCUAGUGGCAGUUUCAUUGCUUUACUUACAGUUGAAGUACAGGAAAAAGAAAAAUAGGAAAAAGAAAAAUAGUUUUCCAUGAUUGUGAGGCUCAGAUAUAGGUCAUGGUGUCUAACACUGUCCUCCAGCUCAGCAACAGCCUCAACCCAUGUGUGGUUAGACAUAUUGGUUAGACCAGACUCUGAAAGAUGAUGGUUGUGGUGUGUUGAAGCCAGGCAACAGUUUGUUGAAAAAUACUUAUUGUCCAUCUUAUUGCAAUUCCUGUACUGUCUUCAUCUAAUAUCAUGAGGCGUAUUGUACAAUGACAAUCAAAAGUAAUAAUGAUUUUAAGUCAUCUGUCGUGUCCAUUUCACCUCGUCAGUGCUUUUCGAAGUGCACAGUUUAAUAAGUGCCAUGAUUCCCCAUUUUGAAUCACUCAUCAGUUCAUGGUGGUCUCACUUCAGUAGGACUGGAAAGAAUAACUCUGAAGGAAGUGGCUGGAAAUGACUAAUGUUUUGUGUUGUGCUAUACAGGAUGUGUGUCAUUUAUACUCUACAAGGUGUUGAAAGUGUUCCACAGGGAUUCUGGUACAUGUUGACUCCAAUCCACAGUUAAGUUGGCUGGAUGUCUUUUGGGUGGUGGACAUUCUUGAAAACCCCAGCAGCGUUGCAGUUCU